Molecule: messenger RNA, 1016 nt
Organism: Owenia fusiformis
Lineage: Eukaryota; Metazoa; Annelida; Polychaeta; Sabellida; Oweniidae
Source: the annotation of a GenBank genome assembly
AUGAUUAUGCGCAGUCGAUGGCACUUUGCCAAUUCGGCGAAACUAAAAAUCGGAGUGACGUGAGGGAAUAUGGGAUUCCCACUGACUCAUUUCUAAUUGAAAUGUUUCGGUAUUUUUCUACACAGUUUUAGAGUUGAAAGUAAAAGGAAACGAGGAAUAGAAGACGAUGUCCAGCACUGAUGGACCAGGACAUAUCCUUGAAAAUGUUAAAGUAUGGACACAUUGUCGUAUCACAAAAACAUGGACAUCCGAACUGAGUUUGAUUUAUCGUGAAAAUACAUUUUUCACACAUGGAGGGAUGCGUCUUGCCUAUAGGGCCUGGCACGUAAACUCGGGUGAUUGGGCGGAAAACCCGAUGGUACUGAAAGUGGAAAUAGAAAAUGGAGGUAGGACCAUGGAGAACGCGCAGUAUGAUGUUUUGACGCAAUCUAAGUGCAUCAAUUAUGCAAUCAAAUACAACAACAAUAAUGCAGUCCCAAAACAGGUGACCUAUGUGGAAAGCCAAAUGGUGGAGUUCCUGUACGGUGAUUUCGAGGGUCAGUUUGGUACUUUAGAAAGGUUCUUGGAGGGUAACUAUUUUAAACACAAUAAUGCAGAUCCUCUUCGUAAUGGUUAUGCUAUUACCCCCAGGAACACCCCACAAGCGUUCACACAUUUCACGUUUGAAGAUUCCGGGAGACGCGAGAUGGUCGUUGAUAUACAGGGUGUGGGGGAUGUCUACACCGACCCACAGAUAUUUACGAUGCAUGGAGAGGGCGACGGUAGAGCCGACUGGGGCCCAGUUGGAAUCGCUGGCUUCUUCCUCAACCACAAGUGCAAUGCCAUAUGUCGGGCAUUGAAACUUGCUCCUAUAAACCCAACAGAUUAUGACAUUGGGACACAGCCAGUUAACGUUCGAACCCAACCUCUUCAACAAUAUGGAUACUAAUUUACUUCAAUAAGUUCAACAAGGACAUACAUUAUAGUAUUUCACAGAAUAUGGGACCUGUAAAAACAUGGACUUGUAAUACAGUAGC